This is a messenger RNA of Ziziphus jujuba (common jujube), 1938 nucleotides long. Its product is annotated as UDP-glycosyltransferase 74E2-like. The record is from RefSeq and is a predicted model, not a curated record. The transcript is spliced from 4 exons. The coding region runs from base 1 to 1911 and encodes 636 amino acids. Lineage: Eukaryota; Viridiplantae; Streptophyta; Magnoliopsida; Rosales; Rhamnaceae. Gene Ontology annotation, molecular function: UDP-glycosyltransferase activity.
AUGGAAAAACAAGAAGAGAUACGAGGGCAGGUAUUGGUAAUUCCAAUCCCAGUGCAAGGGCAUAUAAACCCGAUGAUACAGUUUUCAAAGCGGGUAGUUUCAAGGUGCAAGGGGCUCAAAGUCACACUGGUUGCUGCCUUUAAUGACCCGGAGAUUAUGCUGAACAUGAUGCAACCUCCUCAUGAUCAUCAUGAAGAAGAAGCAGAAGCAGGAGUAGCACCCUCUAAAUCUAAUUAUAUCACCCUCCACACCAUUCCUUUCGAACCCUCGGAAGAUGGCACCGACCCCACCACCAAUGUGGGUACAUAUUUCAUUCACUUCCAAAAAGUAGUGUCCCUCCGAUUAGCGCAGCUCUUGCAAAGACAACAAUUUACAUGUGUUAUCUGUGACUCCUUUAUGCCAUGGGCUCUUGACGUUGCCAAACAGCAAGGCCUAUUUGCAGCCUGUUUCUUCACCCAGUCCAACGCUGUUAAUGCCAUUUACUACAACGUCCAUGAAGGCCUCCUCAAAGUUCCACUAGUUGAUCCGCUUGUACCUCUGGUCGGCCUCCCACCUCUUGAGGUUUUCGACCUCCCAUCUUUUGUUUAUGAUUCACUAUCAUACCCUUCCUUCACAUUUGUUAUCCCCUUCACCGACUCCAACUUGGACUUGGACAUCGAUCAAGCUCAACGACGGCUACCACCCACUCUCAGGGUUCACACCAUAAGCAUUAAUCCUGACGAUGAACUCAAAAGCGCCGAUGAUUUCUUCAAUCACUUCGAAAAAGUUGUAUCCCUCAGAUUAAAAGAGUUCAUCCACGCACAAGAAGCCCUUGGUAACCAUGUUUCUUGUGUUGUUUAUGAUUCUAUUAUGCCAUGGGCUCUGGAGGUUGCAAGAGACCAAGGUGUUGUGGCAGCUUCCUUCUUCACCCAGUCCAACGCCAUUAAUGCUAUAUACUACAGGGUCCAUGAAGGCCUGCUCAGAGUUCCAGUGAAGCAGGAGGAGCUUGCAGUGCUGGGGCUCAGGCUUGGGCUGCCACCACUGGAGAUCUCAGACCUGACAUCUUUGGUCUAUGAUUUUCAUUCCUACCCAUCCUCCUUGCGCCAUGUCAUCUCUCGAUUUUCUAAUUUCAAAAAGGCCGAUUGGGUCUUUGACAACACUUUUGACACCUUGGAGGAACGGGUGGUCAGCCCAAUGGCCAGCCAGUGGCCAAUCAAGAAUAUUGGACCAACCAUUCCAUCCACCUACUUAGAUAACAACAUAUUAAAGGCCGACCAAGAUUAUGGUCUCAGCCUCUUGAAACCGCAAGCCAACAUUUGCAGUAAGUGGCUAGACUCCAAAGAAACCGGUUCAGUAGUUUAUGUGUCGUUUGGGAGCUUGGCCACCAUGAAGGAGGACCAAAUGGAAGAACUAGCAUGGGGCAUUUCGAUGAGCAACAAUCAUUUCCUGUGGGUUGUCAGACAAGAGGAAUUAAACAAGCUUCCCAUCAAUUUCAUACAAGACACUGCUGACAAGGGUCUGGUGGUGACAUGGUGCCCCCAAUUACAAGGUUUGGCUCACAGAGCGGUGGGGUGCUUCGUGACUCACUGUGGUUGGACCUCCACGCUGGAAGCUCUCAAUUUGGGGGUGCCAAUUAAACAAGUCCGUGACACAAUGGUGGCAGUGCCGCAGCAGACAGAUCAAACAACCAACGCCAAGUUUGUGAUGGAUGUAUGGGAGGUUAGGAUAAGGGUGAAGGUGGAUACAAAGGUAUUCUUCACGAGACAAGAGAUAGAUGAAUGCAUUAGGGAAGUCAUGGAUGGGGAUAGAGGGUUAGGGAUCAAAAAGAACUCAGCCAAGUGGAAGAAACUGGCUAUGCAAGCAGUAGAUGAAGGUGGAAGCUCAGAUAACAACAUUCAACAAUUUGUUGAACAACUUGUACUACGCCACUGAUGCUAUAAGUGUUUGUGAAUGCAUUUG